This is a messenger RNA of Fraxinus pennsylvanica, 1035 nucleotides long. The record is from the annotation of a GenBank genome assembly. NCBI's taxonomy places the organism in Eukaryota, Viridiplantae, Streptophyta, Magnoliopsida, Lamiales, Oleaceae.
AUGGAAGCUAGGGUUGGAGUAUCUAGUCAUGGAGGAGUGGUGGAUGGUGGUGGUGGUGCUGCCACAAGAAAGCUUCUCCACCGCCACCAUUCACGGCCGCAGCAGAAGGAUCCGCCGCCUAUAUCCCAGAUUGGUACUAUGCCUCAGCUCCUCGCCGGUGGUGUCGCCGGAGCUUUCAGCAAGACAUGUACCGCGCCUCUUUCUCGUAUCACCAUUCUCUUUCAGGUACAAGGCAUGCACUCAGAUGUUGCAGUAUUGAGUAAGCCUAGUAUGUGGCGAGAGGCAUUACGUAUUAUCAAUGAAGAAGGUUUUAGGGCUUUCUGGAAAGGAAAUUUGGUUACGAUUGCUCAUCGACUUCCUUAUUCUUCAGUCAACUUCUAUGCAUAUGAACGCUACAUAAGUAUUUUAAAAUCUAUCCCUGGACUGGAUGGUCAUGGGGGAAACGUAAGUGCGGAUAUUCUUGUGCACUUUAUGGGUGGUGGUUUGUCAGGAAUAACGGCUGCUUCUGCUACCUAUCCACUAGAUCUUGUGAGGACACGGCUUGCUGCACAGAGAAAUGCAAUAUACUACCAGGGCAUUUGGCAUGCAGUUCGAACCAUUUGCAGAGAUGAAGGUUUUUUUGGUCUGUACAAAGGACUUGGAGCAACAUUAUUGGGUGUUGGACCCAGUAUAGCCAUAAGCUUUUCUGUUUAUGAGACCUUAAGAUCUUAUUGGCAUUCUCAAAGGCCCAAUGAUUCUACUGUUGUGGUCAGCCUUGCUUGCGGCAGUCUUUCUGGGAUUGCUUCUUCAACAGCAACUUUCCCUUUGGAUCUUGUGAGACGAAGAAUGCAAUUGGAAGGGGUUGCUGGUCGAGCCCGUGUGUAUAAUACUGGAUUGCUUGGAACAUUUCGAUACAUUAUCCGUGCGGAAGGCCUACGUGGUUUAUAUAGAGGGAUCAUGCCAGAAUAUUAUAAAGUUGUUCCAGGCGUGGGGAUCGUUUUCAUGACAUAUGAAACACUGAAGAAACUCCUAUCGCAUGGGCUGAUCAAUUCCUAG